AUGACUGGGGAAGAAACGUGCGGGGGACCCCGGGGCGGGCCGGGCUGCGGGGGCUGCGCAUCCCCAGGGGUGUGCGGGGGCGGGGCCGCCCGGGCGCGGAGCCGGGUCUGGGCUGCGGGGCGGCGGGAGCGGGGCUCGGGGGUGACAAAGAGGUGUAAGGCAGAUCAUGCGGAGAUUCAGAAGCAAAGCAAGUGCGGUUCUCCUAACGAGAAGUCUAACUUUUCUGAGCAAGUCGUCGAAAGCUUUCCACCUGAUAUAUCUACUGGUGUAUACUAUGGAUGGGCCUGUGUUGGAAAUGGAGAUGUGCAUAAAAUGGUUUUGAGCAUAGGAUGGAAUCCUUUCUAUAAGAAUAUUAAGAAAUCAGUGGAAACACACAUUAUCCACACUUUCAAAGUUGACUUCUAUGGAGAGAUUCUCUGAAUUGUCCUUCUUGGAUAUAUUCAAUCAGAGAAAAACUUCAGUUCUUUAGGGGCACUCAUUUCAGCAGUUCAAGAAGACAUUGAAGAGGCAAAAAGACAUCUGGAUUUACCAGAACAUCUUAAACUCAAAGAAGACAAUUUCUUUCAUCUGCCAGAAAGCAAAAGAGGAAACCACUAA
Messenger RNA from Chaetura pelagica (chimney swift), 597 nucleotides. RefSeq names its product riboflavin kinase-like. Gene Ontology annotation, molecular function: riboflavin kinase activity. NCBI's taxonomy places the organism in Eukaryota, Metazoa, Chordata, Aves, Apodiformes, Apodidae. The transcript has 4 exons. Gene Ontology annotation, cellular component: mitochondrion. The record is from RefSeq and is a predicted model, not a curated record. Gene Ontology annotation, biological process: FMN biosynthetic process; riboflavin biosynthetic process.